GAGGAACGUGAAAGGUAGGGAACAAAGAGGGAGAAAGACACUUAGUAGCUCAUUGUCUAUCCUGGAAAGCUAAGAAAGAUCAUCCUUAAAGAACUGGAAAGAAGCAGAGAAGACCAGACCUUCAGAAUGAGCAACCAUAACUAUGAGGAGAUGAAAGGCACUGCUUCUGUUACAGACCAUCCAAGCUCUCACUCAGAAAAACAUUUCCACCAGGAGUCUGACUCACUAAAGCUUCCUCUUCGACCACCACCACCCAUGAGCUAUGGGACACCUACACCUCCAUCAUACCAAUCUUCUUGUGGGCCACCUGAUCCCCAACUCAGCCAAGGACCAGAGUUCCAGUCUCAGCAGGCCAUCUUCAUCACACCUGUCCAGCCUACCAAAGAGCCAGAUAAUGUGGUCUACUCCAUCUUUACCCUGAUGUGCUGUUUCCUUCCCCUUGGGAUUGUUGCCUUAAUUUAUGCACUAAAGACACAAGAAGCCAACCACAAUGGAAAUGCCAUGGUUGCUCAGAAAUAUUCUAGACUGUCACGCAUAAUGGCCCAUAUAGCAUUUGGGUUCGGGCUUCUGAUCUGGACUUUGUAUAUCACCAAACUGACCAUCAUUUCUAGGAAACACGAUGAGACAACAGACCAAGGUCUGACCAAUCUAUCAACAAAUAAUCCCUGAAGAUGCAUUGUGUGAGGCUUAAAUCCUCAAAGACCCUUCACUGUCCUGUGAUUCUCAAAUAACAGAAUGACUG
Molecule: messenger RNA, 742 nt
Organism: Anolis sagrei ordinatus
Lineage: Eukaryota; Metazoa; Chordata; Lepidosauria; Squamata; Anolidae
Product: transmembrane protein 91-like
Cellular component (GO): membrane
Source: RefSeq, a predicted model, not a curated record